This is a messenger RNA of Helianthus annuus (common sunflower), 1497 nucleotides long. RefSeq lists its product as uncharacterized. The record is from RefSeq and is a predicted model, not a curated record. Gene Ontology annotation, biological process: DNA transposition. Lineage: Eukaryota; Viridiplantae; Streptophyta; Magnoliopsida; Asterales; Asteraceae. The coding region runs from base 1 to 1497 and encodes 498 amino acids. The transcript has 6 exons. Gene Ontology annotation, molecular function: zinc ion binding; DNA binding; transposase activity.
AUGUUGUAUGUUGCUAAAGAGAAAGAUGAAGUGGAAACUUGGACAGUGAAAACUCACAAGUCGGAACACACCAGUCUGCAAACUAGAGAAAGCCAUCACCUCACAGCAAAGUUCAUGGCUAAGGAGCCUGCUGUGAAGAGAUUGGUUGAAUGUAACAAAGACAUCUCUGUGAGGACCAUCCAAGAAGAGCUGGCAAGGAAGUAUGAAUUAAGGGUUUCAAGGAUGAAAGCAUUUAGGGCAAAGUCUCUUGCUUCAAAAGAAGUUCAAGGUGACAACAAGGAACAAUAUUCAAGGUUAAGGGAUUACAUAAUGGAGCUUCAAAGUGCAAAUCCAGACACAACAGUGCACAUUGAAGUUGAGUCUGAACCCAACCCAGAUUCUCCAACAAGGGUGUUCAAGAGAAUUUACAUCUGCUUGGGUCCACUGAAGCUAGGUUUCAAGGAAUGUGGGAGGGACAUACUAGGCUUAGAUGGGGCUUUCUUGAAGGGUUCACAACAAGGUCAGGUAUUAGUUGCAGUAGGCUUGGAUUCCAACAAUGGACUCUAUCCACUGGCCUAUGCAAUUGCAGAAGCAGAGAACAAGGAUUCCUGGACAUGGUUUCUAGAAUGUCUCAAAGAUGAUCUAGCAUUACAAAACAACUCAAGGUUUACCUUCAUUUCUGAUAGACAAAAGGGCCUUAUUCCUGCACUUGAAAAGGUAUUCCCUGCUGCAGAACACAGGUUCUGCCUUAGGCAUAUUCACCAAAAUAUGAAGUUAAAAUGGAGGGGCAAAGGCUUUAAAGAUUGCUUAUGGGCAUGUGCAACUGCCAGAACAGGGAAAAAAAUGGAAGAGUUAAAGAAGUUCAAUGAGGAAGCAUACAACUGGUUGGCACAAAUUCCACCAAAGCAUUGGUCUAGAUCUCACUUCACAGGUUGGGCACAAUCUGAUGUUCUACUGAACAAUAUGUGCGAAGUUUUAAAUGCUAAAAUUGUUGAAGGGAGGGAAAAGCCAAUCAUUUCAUGCUUGGAAUAUCUUAGGGAGUAUUUGAUGAAGAGAAUAGUCAAUGUGAUGAAGGUACAAGGGACUCUUGGGCAGUAUGUUGUGAAUGUCGAACAAAAGGUUUGCACAUGUAGGAGGUGGGAAAUUUCUGGAAUACCAUGUAAGCAUGCUGUAGCUGUUAACUGGGAUAUGGCUGCACACAAACAACAGGUUGGGCCACCUGAGGAUUGGGUCCAUCCAUGCUACUAUCUGGACACUUGGAAAAAGGCUUAUUCCUACAAGGCUGGCAGGCCAAAGAAAAAGAGGAGAAGAGACCAAGUGGAGGUUGAAGAUGCCAUGGAGAAGAAAGGUAAGCUGACAAGAAAGGGUGGGACUAUAACCUGUAAGAAAUGCAAUGUGAAGGGGCAUAAUUCAAGAAGCUGUAAGGAGCCAAAGAAAGGAAAGGCAACUGAAGGUGGUUCUGCAAAUGAUGAGGUAGCUGCUGUUGGUUCUGCUGGUGGUUCUGCAGCUGAAGAAUAG